AUGGAUCGCAUCACAAAUCCGGCGCCGACACAGCGAUUGACCUCGCCGCCUUCCUCGCCUACGUCAUGGCUGAAGACCAACACCGGGCCGAUGUUCCCCAAAGACAAAGAGCCCGCCAUCCGUGGGGAGAGGCCUCGCUAUGAUUGGGUUUACGACCAAGCUGUGAACGCCACCCAUGACAAGCUCAAUGGCGUCAUGCGAACACAGCUGGACGUGUGGCACUGCCCGAAGACGAACGGCACCCAGUACAUCCUCCAUGCCUCCAGCCACAUUGUGGACACUCCGACGAGGCAGAGGGUCGCGCGCUGGUACAACAAGUCCUUCCUCCAGCAGACGGGGCAGCUGGGCAACAAGUACGACCCGCUGGCGACGGGCCCCUUAGGCGGAGGGGUCACCAUCCGCCACGACGGCACCAUCCGGCCGAAGCUCCAGCGCUCGAACACGGCCCCCGGUGGUGGGAUGCGCACUCUCCAGGUGGCCGGCGAGAACUACCUGCCGCCCUGGGCGAACCGGAGUCAGUACGAGCCCGGCUCUCACAGUAAGGCGAUCAUGCGAUGUGAGCAGGCCAAGGGCAGGAACUUCUCAAAGCACCCGAAGCUGGAAACACCCAGGCUGGCCACCACCAGGCAGGCGGGAAGGGAGGACCACGCAGCCAGGGCAGACCAGCAAGUGAGUGAGCGAGCCCGGCUUCGCGGCGGCCAGGAAGUGAGCGAGUGA
Messenger RNA from Symbiodinium natans, 717 nucleotides. The record is from the annotation of a GenBank genome assembly. Lineage: Eukaryota; Dinophyceae; Suessiales; Symbiodiniaceae.